AUGGAGUCCGACGUUCCAACAGUCACUAUUCUCCUCCUCGGUGAUGCAGAGGUCGGUAAGUCGACAUUCCUCUCACGGCUGACGCUGGGCCGCAACGUCCCCGCUGAACAAUCGCACGACGCUCCUCCUCCUCCGUACUCCCUGCCAGCCCUCCACGACCUCGACCAGCCGUUUGCUUUCAACAUCCGCCUCUACGCGAGACACUAUCGCUACGAAUUCUUCGACACAGCAUCGCCAACCAACUAUACCCUUCUCGAGCCCGACUUUAUAAUUCUCGCGUACGACAUUUCGCGCCGCGAUACUCUAGACUCGCUCAAGAUGCACUGGGCACCGAUGGUCAACGAGACGUACAACAUAGGCGAGCAAAUCCCGGUCAUGGUGCUAGGAUUGAAGCGGGACCUGAGGAAGGAGUGGACAGAGGAAGAGAAGUCGAGAGAGGGCUCGAACGGGAAGGGGGCCAGCGUCAUGCCUCAGGAAGGCCUAGGUAUCGCGCAGAUGAUGCGUGUGGAUAGAUAUGCCGAGUGCAGCGCGGUGACCGGAGAGCUAUGCACCCAGGUCCUGGAAGAUAUUGCCAAGACGGCAGCGAAAACCACGACAGAAAAUGGUGGAUUGAGUGCUGGCGGAUGUGUGGUCAUGUAA
This is a messenger RNA of Diplodia corticola, 639 nucleotides long. Its product is annotated as transforming protein rho. Gene Ontology annotation, molecular function: GTPase activity; GTP binding. Gene Ontology annotation, biological process: small GTPase-mediated signal transduction. Bases 1 to 639 code for a protein of 212 amino acids. The record is from RefSeq and is a predicted model, not a curated record. NCBI's taxonomy places the organism in Eukaryota, Fungi, Ascomycota, Dothideomycetes, Botryosphaeriales, Botryosphaeriaceae. The transcript is spliced from 2 exons.